UUCUGCAUGGUCACCUUCUCGUUGUUGAUCACUGCCGUGUCGCCGUACGGGGUCAGUGACCCGGAGGAGAAAACAGAGUGGGACUGGGAGAUGCGGGUCCCGUAACCCCCAGCUCCCCCGUACACGCUAGGUGCACGGGUCUUAAAGGAGCCCGUGGAGAUGCGGGUCUGGCCGGCUCCGAGAAACUGCAUCUCUCCGCUCAAGCUGAUGGCGCUGCUGCUGGAGAUGCUACGGGAGCUGUAGCUGCCCUGGCGGGUGAGAGUGAGAGUCAUGGUGAGACGUGGAGGUGGAGCUGACCUGCAGGCGAUGAGCACAGCUGGAGAAUCUACGAGGAGUGACUCUGCCUGAGACAACGGUGCAUUUUAUAGGACUGAGAGAAUGGGAACAGUGUCUGGUCCGAUGCAUCAACAAUGUAUGACAUGUCAGGGAAAGUCAUUGUGGUGUUUGCACUGUUGGUUGCAGUGCUAGUAUUCGGUGCAUCCGCCACUCCUCAAUCCUCUGCCGCUGCAGAUACUAGGGUACUACAGCAGCUUCUCACCAAGAGGGAGAAAGUGAGAGAGUUGGCUGGCAGACAGGAGCCGGAGUCUCAGACUCACUCUGCAAGGAUGGAGAGACGGGCACACCUAUCUGAGGAUGAACGCGAGACUAUGACCAAGAGAAUAAUGCAAGCAAUUUCAGAGAUGAUGAACUCAGAGUGCAUGUCAGAUCGAGACUACCAGGGCUGGGUGGACUUUGGACGCCGGGACGCAGAGUGA
Molecule: messenger RNA, 755 nt
Organism: Micropterus dolomieu (smallmouth bass)
Lineage: Eukaryota; Metazoa; Chordata; Actinopteri; Centrarchiformes; Centrarchidae
Product: gastrin/cholecystokinin-like peptide
Exons: 3
Coding region: 411-755 (114 amino acids)
Biological process (GO): digestion
Cellular component (GO): extracellular region; axon
Molecular function (GO): neuropeptide hormone activity
Source: RefSeq, a predicted model, not a curated record